ACUGCACAGAGUUGGAUGUGCAUUAAAAUGGUGGGGAUAAAAGUGCUCGGAAAGAAGCUCGCUAUGAGGAGGUACAUACUCCAUAGUACAUAGUGCAAGUAUGGACUAUAAGUUUGGAUAAAAAAAUAUGUUUGCCCAAGUAUGGACAAUAUACGUAUAGUAAUAUAUUGUAAUUUUUGCACUCCCGUGUCCCGUUUUCAAUUGAGCAUUACUAAUGUAAUCUACGAACUCACGCCAAGUUACCAAAAGUUCAUCACUACACUGUCGACGGCGCUGAGUUACAACACUGGUUGUAUGAAAUAAUAAAUUAAUAUACCUUGGAGCUGUUAAUGUUAUUUAUCUGAUACAUAUUUAAUUGUUGUAUUCACUAUGAUGAGUGAAAGAAAGUUCGAAGAAGAAAAUAGAAACAAGCAAAAUAGCGGUGAUUCUCCUUUGGAAGUAAUACAAACCAAACGAAUUCUGUCUCGUUUUAAAUCAGAGACUGGUGAAAUAUUACCUGGUGGUUUAUUAGAUUUACCUAUAAACAUAUCUAUUGACAAAUUGCAAACAAUCUGUAAUGCUCUUCUACAAAAUGAAGAACCAGUAUCUUUUGCAUUUUAUGUGAACGAUGUAGAAAUUACAGACACUUUAGAAAAAAAUAUAAAUGAAAACUUUAGCAUUAGUGAAGAUGUAGUUGAAAUUAUAUAUCAACCACAAGCAAUAUUUAAAGUUAGAGCAGUUACUCGAUGUACUGGAUCAUUGGAGGGACAUAAAGAAGCCGUGAUAUCAGUUGCAUUUUCUCCAGAUGGUUGUAACUUAGCUAGUGGUUCUGGAGAUACUACAGUUAGAUUUUGGGAUAUCUAUACUCAAACACCUCAUUUCACUUGUGAAAGUCAUAAAAAUUGGGUUUUGUGUAUAUCAUGGUCCCCGUGCGGAAGAAAACUUGCUUCUGCAUGUAAAAAUGGAACGAUCAUACUAUGGGAUCCAAAAACAGGUCGACAAAUAGGAAAACCAAUGUCAAGUCAUAAAAUGUGGGUCACAUCUUUAUGUUGGGAACCAUUUCAUAGAAAUCCAGAAUGUCAAUAUUUAAUUAGUGCUUCUAAAGAUGGUGAUCUAAGAAUAUGGGACACUGUACGUUCUCAAACUAUUCGCACACUUUCAGGUCAUACCAAAAGUGUAACGUGCGUCAAAUGGAGUGGAAAUGGUCUUAUUUAUUCUGCUUCUCAAGACAGAACUAUCAAAGUAUGGAGGGCCGAAGAUGGAAUUCUAUGUAGGACUUUAGUGGGUCAUGCACAUUGGGUAAAUACAUUAGCUUUAAAUGUAGAUUACGUGCUUAGGACUGGGCCUUUCCAUUUGGGAAAGCAUAUAGACAAGGCAGAGAAUGUAUUGGAAUAUGCAAAAAAACAGUAUGAAUGUUUUAAUGAAGAAAUACUUGUAUCUGGUUCCGAUGAUUUCUCACUAUUCCUUUGGAAACCAGAGAAGGAAACGAAACCUAUUGCAAGAAUGACUGGUCAUCAACAACUGAUAAACGACGUAAAAUUUUCACCAGAUGGCCGGAUAAUAGCAUCAGCUUCUUUCGAUAAGUCCAUAAAAUUAUGGGAAUCUAAUACAGGAAAAUAUAUAGCUUCAUUGAGAGGCCACGUACAGGCCGUGUAUGCAAUAGCAUGGAGUGCAGAUUCCCGUUUACUCGUUAGUGGUAGUGCAGAUUCCACAUUGAAAGUUUGGAGUGUGAAGACCAAGAAGCUUUGUCAAGAUCUCCCUGGUCAUGCAGAUGAAGUUUAUGGUGUGGACUGGUCUCCAGAUGGAUUGCGUGUUGCAUCUGGAGGGAAAGACAAAAUAUUAAGAUUGUGGCAGAAUUAAUAUAUAUAUAUUUUUUCAUAAUAAAUUUGAAUUUCUCUAUAAAAUA
Messenger RNA from Megalopta genalis, 1885 nucleotides. It is a transcript of the gene Nle, whose product is annotated as notchless protein homolog 1. Gene Ontology annotation, biological process: ribosomal large subunit assembly; Notch signaling pathway. The record is from RefSeq and is a predicted model, not a curated record. Gene Ontology annotation, cellular component: nucleolus. Lineage: Eukaryota; Metazoa; Arthropoda; Insecta; Hymenoptera; Halictidae. Gene Ontology annotation, molecular function: protein binding.